GUGUUCCGCGAGUACGGCUUUCCCCCUGAUCCCAUAGGAUCCCGUGUGAUCCCCCCUGAUCCCGUGUUCCGCGAGUACGGCUUUCCCCCUGAUCCCAUAGGAUCCCCCCUGAUCCCGUGUUCUGCGAGUGUUCCGCGAGUGUUCCGCGAGUACGGCUUUCCCCCCGCGGCGCAGCGCUGGAUCAUCGGGCAGAGCCUGUGCCGGGACGGGCGCAGCCUGGGCUCCUACGGCAUCCGCCGCGACGGGGACCCGGCCUUCCUCUUCCUGCUCUCCGCGCCGCCGCCGCCGGCACCGGGAAUGGCGCCGGGAGCGGCACCGGGAAUGGCACCGGGAAUGGCACCGGGAAUGGCACCGGGAGCGGCACCGGGAAUGGCACCGGGAAUGGCACCGGGAAUGGCACCGGCACCGGGAAUGGCACCGGGAAUGGCACCGGGAUUGGCACCGGGAACGGCACCGGGAAUGGCACCGGGAGCGGCACCGGGAAUGGCACCGGGAAUGGCACCGGCACCGGGAAUGGCACCGGGAAUGGCACCGGCGCCGGGAAUGGCACCGGGAAUGGCACCGGGAUCGGCGCCGGGAGCCCAGCGGCAGCGGCAGGCGCAGGAGCUGCUGCGCGCCGCGGGGCUGCACGGGGACGGGGACGGACACGGGGACGGGGACGGGGACGGGGACGGCUCACCUGGCGCAGGCCGUGUCCCCGAGGAGCCCCCGGAGCGGAUGGACAUCGGGGACAUCCAGGCUCACCUGGACUCGCUGCAGCUCUGGGAUGGCACCGGGGCCCCGCCCGCGGCCCCUGAGCCCCGCCCACCCUCACCUGAGCAGGCGGGCUGGCCGUGCCCCCGGUGCACGUUCCUGAUCAAGCCCACGCGCCCGGGCUGCGAGAUCCCGUUCCCGUUCCCGUUGCAGGCGGGCUGGCCGUGCCCCCGGUGCACGUUCCUGAACAAGCCCACGCGCCCGGGCUGCGAGAUGUGCAGCGCCCCCCGGCCCGAGGGCUACCGCGUGCCCGGGGGGCACCGGCCCGACCCCGCCGAGCUGCGGCGGCUGCAGCGGGAGCGCGACGGGGCCCGCCAGUGCCAGCAGGCGCUGGAGGCGGAGCGGCAGCGGAACUUCCAGCAGCUGCUGCGGGCGGAGCAGGCGGAGCUGGUGCCGAACCCGGAGCCGCUCGAGUGCGGGAUCUGCCUGCAGGAGGUGCCGGCGGGCCGGGCCGUGCUGCUGCGGGACUGCCUGCACAGCUUCUGCAGGGAGUGCCUGCGCCAGGUGAUCAACUUCAGCGAGGAGCCGGUGGUGGCCUGUCCCUUCCGCGAUGUCACCUACGCCUGCGGCAGCCACCUGCAGGAGCGCGAGAUCCGCGCGCUGCUGUCCCCCGAGGAGCACGCGCGGUUCCUGGCGCGGGGGCUGGCGCUGGCCGAGCGCCGCAGCCGGAACAGCUUCCACUGCCGGGGCCGGGACUGCCCGGGCUGGUGCUUCUACGAGGACGCGGUGAACGAGUUCCCGUGCCCGGUGUGCGGGGCCCUCAACUGCCUCCUCUGCAAGGCCAUCCACGAGGGCCAGAACUGCCGGCAGUACCAGGACGAGCUGCAGCUGCGGGCGCUCCACGACGCGGCGGCGCGCCAGACGCGGGACAUGCUGCAGACGCUGGUGCAGCGGGGCGAGGCCAUGCACUGCCCCACGUGCCGCAUCGUGGUGCAGAAGAAGGACGGGUGCGACUGGAUCCGCUGCACCGUGUGCCAGACCGAGAUCUGCUGGGUCACCAAGGGACCCCGAUGGGGACCGGCGGGUCCCGGGGACACCAGUGGCGGCUGUCGCUGCAACGUCAACGGGCAGAGGUGCCACCCCCGGUGCCAGAACUGCCACUGACCCCCCCCGGGACACCCCGGGGACACCUCGGGGACACCUCGGGGACACCCCCGGGACACCCCCGGGACACCCCGGGACUGACGGAGCCAGCACCGGGCCGGGGACGGCCGAGGGCGCCCGGAGAGGCCACGUCCAGCGGGGACAGAGAGAGCGGACACAGGGACAGACAGAGGGACAGGAUGGACACACGGACCGAGGAUGGACACGGGGACAGGGCCCAGGAUGGACACACGGACAGAGCUCAGGAUGGACACACGGACAGAGCUCAGGAUGGACACACGGAUAGAGCCCAGGAUGGACACACGGACAGGGCCCAGGAUGGACACACGGACAGAGCUCAGGAUGGACACACGGACAGAGCUCAGGAUGGACACACGGAUAGAGCCCAGGAUGGACACACGGACAGGGCCCAGGAUGGACACACGGACAGAGCUCAGGAUGGACACGGGGACAGGGCCCAGGAUGGACACACGGACAGAGCUCAGGAUGGACACGGGGACAGAGCCCAGGAUGGACACACGGACAGAGCUCAGGAUGGACACGGGGACAGGGCCCAGGAUGGACACACGGACAGAGCCCAGGAUGGACACACGGACCGAGGAUGGACACACAGACAGAGCUCAGGAUGGACACACGGACAGAGCUCAGGAUGGACACAUGGACCGAGGAUGGACACACGGACAGAGCCCAGGAUGGACACACGGACAGAGCUCAGGAUGGACACACGGACCGAGGAUGGACACGGGGACAGGGCCCAGGAUGGACACACGGACAGAGCUCAGGAUGGACACACGGACAGGGCCCAGGAUGGACACACGGACAGAGCUCAGGAUGGACACACGGAUAGAGCCCAGGAUGGACACACGGACCGAGGAUGGACACACAGACAGGGCCCAGGAUGGACACACGGACAGAGCUCAGGAUGGACACACGGACCGAGGAUGGACACGGGGACAGGGCCCAGGAUGGACACACGGACAGAGCUCAGGAUGGACACACGGACUGAGGAUGGACACGGGGACAGGGCCCAGGAUGGACACACGGACAGAGCUCAGGAUGGACACAUGGACCGAGGAUGGACACACGGACAGAGCCCAGGAUGGACACACGGACAGAGCUCAGGAUGGACACACGGACCGAGGAUGGACACGGGGACAGGGCCCAGGAUGGACACACGGACAGAGCUCAGGAUGGACACACGGACCGAGGAUGGACACGGGGACAGGGCCCAGGAUGGACACACGGACAGAGCUCAGGAUGGACACACGGACCGAGGAUGGACACGGGGACAGGGCCCAGGAUGGACACACGGACAGAGCUCAGGAUGGACACACGGACAGGGCCCAGGAUGGACACACGGACAGAGCUCAGGAUGGACACACGGACAGAGCUCAGGAUGGACACACGGAUAGAGCCCAGGAUGGACACACGGACAGAGCUCAGGAUGGACACACGGAUAGAGCCCAGGAUGGACACACGGACCGAGGAUGGACACACAGACAGGGCCCAGGAUGGACACACGGACAGAGCUCAGGAUGGACACACGGACCGAGGAUGGACACGGGGACAGGGCCCAGGAUGGACACACGGACAGAGCUCAGGAUGGACACACGGACCGAGGAUGGACACGGGGACAGGGCCCAGGAUGGACACACGGACAGAGCUCAGGAUGGACACACGGACAGAGCUCAGGAUGGACACACGGAUAGAGCCCAGGAUGGACACACGGACAGAGCUCAGGAUGGACACACGGACCGAGGAUGGACACACAGACAGGGCCCAGGAUGGACACACGGACAGAGCUCAGGAUGGACACGGGGACGGCCUCGGGGCGAGGAGGGGCCCCGGGACCCGUGGGGGGGCACAGCCCGGGGGGGGCCCAAUAAAGCCACUGAGUGUCA
Messenger RNA from Vidua chalybeata, 3758 nucleotides. RefSeq names its product SHANK associated RH domain interactor (gene SHARPIN). Gene Ontology annotation, cellular component: LUBAC complex. The record is from RefSeq and is a predicted model, not a curated record. The annotation marks the transcript as partial. The transcript has 14 exons. Lineage: Eukaryota; Metazoa; Chordata; Aves; Passeriformes; Viduidae. Gene Ontology annotation, biological process: positive regulation of canonical NF-kappaB signal transduction; proteasome-mediated ubiquitin-dependent protein catabolic process; protein linear polyubiquitination. Gene Ontology annotation, molecular function: ubiquitin-protein transferase activity; ubiquitin binding.